Molecule: messenger RNA, 5109 nt
Organism: Perkinsus marinus ATCC 50983
Lineage: Eukaryota; Perkinsozoa; Perkinsida; Perkinsidae
Exons: 23
Coding region: 1-5109 (1702 amino acids)
Source: RefSeq, a predicted model, not a curated record
AUGGUCAAGUUGAACGCCGACACCUAUGGCGCCUCCAACACCAACGGUUGGGUCACUGAGUUCACUCUACGUUCGCAGGAGUCCUAUCAGCCGGGGGCCGUACAGCUCAUGACGUUCGCCAUGAAAACCGUUGGUACCAUGGACAGCGGCUAUAGUAUUGAUAUCAUAGCUCAUCCUACGGACAAGUGGAGGCUUGGUUACCCAGGCGCGGCUUGCGAUGGUUACUCCAACAAGAGUUUCAUCCCUGGCAGUAGCUGUACACUGAGAGCUUACCCGGGUUCUGAUGGGACUCAGGCCAACGGGUUUAGAAUAGCUAUCGGCUCUUCAACAGUCCAGGACUAUUCAAGCGAUUUUCAAGCGGCUGGUGCUCGGCAAUGGGUAACGAUGCAGUUCAGUCCAGGCAACACGUUACAGCCAUUGCGGCCUUUAUCAGGAGGUACAGUGACGCAUGCUGGAAGUAUUGUUAUAGAACCUCCACAAGGCUUCAAGAUUGUCGACAGUGAAGCACCCCAGUCUGUGGACGGCGAGGAUGCCUUGGUAGGGUUGUGGGACAUGAACGUGGCCGAUAACACGUGGGAACUGAGGAUAGUCCAGACGACCGCCUUCAAGGACACGCAGUUCACUGUGAAGCUGAUGGUGGAAAACCCCUCUGAAGCAACCAAUGCGCAGAGCUGGACAAUCACAGUGAAGGAUGCUAAUGAGCCAUUCCAGAACAUCAUAGCGGCCACUAGAGAUGUUCGAGGAUUCCCUGUCUAUUCUCAAAUGCUUGCUGCCACUCUGGCCCACGCCAAUCAGAUCAGCAAUGCUUCCAAUCUUAUACGAUUCACGCUAACUGCUAAGCAGGAUCUUGGUCAUGGUGGCGAUGGGAAAAUGGUCAUCAUUGCUCCUCAAGGCUUCACCGUCCAGAAAAGAUGCCCGAGAUUUGAAGCUGUGCACAUGCCUGAUGUCGUGUGCAAGGGUGAUGAAGCAAGGCAACUGACGCUUACCUUCCCUCAACCAGCCAGUGUCCUUGCUGGGAGCACUAUGGUUUUCGAUGUGGAGUUUGGGAAUCCUCCAUCAACACCACCCACGUUGGAGAAUUUUUGGUAUGCCUAUACAGUACGACCAGAUGGUAUUGGUGCUGAUGUCGCCAAAAUUGAGGGUUUCGAGCUAUACCCCAGAGAGUUCACUUCCUUCGUGGCAAUCUCGACCUGCAAGAGCACUUUCAUCCUGAGGUACACUGGUGACGGCACUGGAGGGGCGGCGGGCAUCGCUGUUGCCUUGGCCUUCUCCACGGCGGCUGCUGUUACUGGCGCUGUUGACAUGUCCACUUCCGAACCCAUCGUGGAGGGUGUGACGCCCAACAGCCUUUCUUUUCGCCUGUCGGACGAUCUUCAGGCGGGAUUCGAAUACGGCUUCAAGGCGGUAGUUACUAUACCAGCCGAGUCCCCAGCAUCAAAUACGUGGUGGCUUGAGCACUAUAGACUCACAGGCGAUGUUGAUGAGCCCUACCAAAAUGUCGCUAGUAAAGGCACCUCGGGCUUUCGCACGCAGGUCCUCGUGGACGUGUCCAUCACAGCAUACAACCCCGUGGAGGAAGCUUGGGACAAUCCGACCACUAUCGUCUUCGAACCCACCGCCGAUGUCCUCACUAUGCAGUCCAGCCAGAGGGCGGAGUUGCUGGUCCAAGCCCCCGUUGGGUUCACAUUCCUAUGCCCUUUGAAGGAGGCUGACAUCGAUCAGACUGAUACCGUGACGCAGCAACUUCCUAGCGAGAAAGAAUGCUCUGUGAUUCACUCAGUGGAGGACGAGAAGAAUAAGCUUCACGUGUGGGUCAGGCGACGUCACUGCUCCUUCGUAGUAGCUACCGUUACUGGCAGAUACUUUGAUGAUCCCGACCAAGGACUGAAGGCAGGCACCAGGUACUCCUUCGUGGUUGAUAUGAUCAACCCUGCCUUUGCCAACUCAAUCAGCAACUACUUUACUCUAUCCACCAGAGUCGGUGGGGAGGUUGUCGAAGAGAAGACGGUCUCAGGCUUCCGUCUUACCAAGCGUAUGUCCGAGACGCGCUAUAUAUCCCUGCCAGCUACAGAGGACCGUCGGGCUGGUUUUGCUGAUAACGUUGUCACAUUCGUCAUGGGUUUGCCGAUCGACGCUCCUGUUGGUGGACUGUUGGUCUUGGUCGCUCCAAAAGGGUUCAGUCUGAUCCGCAACGUGGACACACGAAGUUGUGAAAUAGUGGGAACCACUAGUAUGGGAACACGUUAUGGUGACUUCCCUGAUCUUGAGGAACUUUCGUGCGUGUGUCCAGUGAACGACUUCACUGCUGAGGUCACCCUCCCGAGGACCCUUGUUGCAGGCGACUACGCUAUUGAAGCGAGGGUGUCGAACCCGUUGGUCACACCAGCGCACAACUACUGGAACAUUCUGAUUAAAGACGACGGUAACCCUCGAGUGACGAUGAUCAGCGAGAACUGGAUUGCUGGUUUGAAGAUCCAGGAAAUUCUCAACACGAAUAUCGUUGCGUACAACCCGGCAAACUCCAUAGUAGGGGAGGCAUCACCCAACCUGAUCAGUAUCAAGUUCACUACCACUUCGCUGUUGCCGAGCUCUACAUCUGAUUUCAAUGGUGGUGUUAUAACAGUCACUGCGCCGCAGGGCUUCCAUUUUCCUGCCGUAUGCCGCUAUUUCUCUACUGACUCGGUGGGAAAUGCUGAUGCUGGUGUGUUACCAUCUGGUACGAGCUGUCGUGGUGACGGCCUUCGAACUGUCACACUAAAGACGCCCAUGGGCUCGUUUCUGGAGCCCGGAACCUACGGCUUUAGAGUACUCAUUGAGAAUCCAUCGACCCCUUUUGAAGAUUUUACGGUAGAGGAUAAAAAGUGGGAAAUGAAAACUCUGUUGAGUAAUGGCACUAUGGUUGAUUACAACGGCGCAAUGUACGGUUUCCCGAUCCGUCAUCGAGCCCGGUACUUCUCUGUUGAAGGCUUGAGUCCUGUUGGUCUGUACCGUACUGUUGUGAAGAUAUCCUUUUCAUUGUACGAGGCUCUGCCACCUCAAGCUAACAUAACUAUUACCACUCCGGAAGCUCUGAUAGUCGAUGCUGUUGGCCAACCGUGUGUUUAUCCAACACCACAGCAAAUCGAGGAGGCCUCGUCCGGCACCGAUUUGAGCACCCUAUUGAACGUCCUGGACUUGAGGGCUGAAUUUGCCCGGACUAGUCUACUGGACACAACUCAACUGCCGAGUCACAUCUCCUGUACCGUCACUUCGAAUAAUGUGAUAGUGUUGAAGAACGAAGACGAGGAGCGCACUGGAAGGUCUUUGCUGGGCGGAACGACCUAUGAGCAAAUAGUGACAAAUGUGGUGAACCCCCAAUCCACCCCAGAAGUGAACCUAUGGCGUAUCGAGGCGUAUACGCUACAUGAGAGUGCUCCAGAGACAUGGGCUGCAACGGGUUACACUAUACUGCCAGAAUUGGAAGGAACUUACCAGCGCGCAUGUGACGAACUCGAAAAUCUCUGCAGUAACGCCAACUUCCACACUCCACCCGUCGAGCGUGGCAACGAUAAAGUCCUAUAUUGCGUAUCCAGCGGUGGCAUGCUGGAGGUUACGCUAGGUGCUACGACAGUUCUGGAGAAGGGUACCCCACUUACGUUUUCCGUGACGGGGUAUAACGCGGAUCUGCCCAUCUCUGUGGACGACCAUGCAGCCCAGUUGAGCAACUUGUGGAGUUUCAUUACCCACGAUUCGGAUUCCGCGAAGACUCCUCUCGAUAGGAAGAUUACUACCGGUUUCCACCAACUCGGUAUUAUCUACGUUCAUCUGAUUUCACCGGAGCAAACAAAAGUCAGCGUUGCUGAAAACCGCGUCGAGAUUCGUUUGAGGCUCUCCACGCAAGCACGUCCAACUUCGUAUUUGAGAAUAUGGUUCCCACCAGGAUUCGAACCUGUGGACGAUGGCUGUGCUGUCCGCAGCUUCGACUUGGAUUAUCACAGGUACGUAGGGGCAGACCUUCCUUUCGAUCCUAGUAGGACUUUUGUGGGGCUCCCGGUGGGGACCAUUUGUGAAUCGACGAUCGACUUGCGGACAGGUCUCAUGUUGAUUGAUUUGACGAUGGCUGAAAAGAUGGACCCCGGCCUGAAUUACGCUUUCCAAGUGGGCGCGAUGAAUCCCCCAACCCUUCCUCCAGACGGUCAGAAUAUUUUCCGAUUUGAGACGCACACGAGAGGAGUCAUGCUACACCUAGAGGAAGGCUUCAUAUUCUCAUGCGAAUCGGCAUCCUAUGUCAACUUGAGCUCUGCGACCAACUGUUCGGCCAACCUACACGAGGCUGAGUUUAAAUUCGAUACUCUCGAGGAGAAGGCACCAGAGGAAGAAUUCAAAAUCAAAGCAUAUGUCCAGAACCCGCGAUUCACUCCACAACCCAAUACAUGGGCCUUCCGUAUUCGAUCUCCAUCGGGACUUGUUAUCGACAUACGCCUCGGUGUGCCUGGCUUUGACAUCACAGGCCUGGUCGAGGUGACUAUAGUACCGGAGUUUACGUACAAGAGACAUCGGAAUAACAUAGCCGUCUACUUUCUCCCUUCUACUAUUAUGAACCGUGCUGAUGUCGGCAAUGAAGUUGUCCUCGCUGCACCAUGGGGAUUUGCUUUUCCUAGCAAUUGCUCUCAUUUCGACAUGAAACCUGAGGCCAGUGCUAUUGCGGGAUAUGAGAUCCCGGACGACUACGUCUUUCCUCCUGUUGGAACUACGUGUGGAGGUUCAGACAACGUGCUCACAGUGCGGUUCCCACAGGGGGCUGGUCUGCAACGGUAUCGAUAUAUUAUGCGAGUUGACGUCAUGAAUGCUAUGUCCAACGUCAACCCCUCUAUUACUAACAGCAGUCCGCCUUUCUGGUCCUUUACGACUCGAGUGAACAACGAAGAUGUGAUGCGCAACGUGGACUCGAAUAUGAAAGUUCAGGGCUUCUGGGUUACGGAUCUGAUCAUCCCCCAGAUGGGAGGGGCCGGCGACGGCCCUUCAGUUCAUAUCGCCUCGAAAAUGUGCAAUAUGUCGAUUCUGUGUCUUUCCCAAGGAGCACGCGUCCCGACUCGAGGCCUUUUCAUCUUGCCCUGUGUCCCAUCGUGA